Messenger RNA from Durio zibethinus, 1669 nucleotides. RefSeq lists its product as uncharacterized. The record is from RefSeq and is a predicted model, not a curated record. Gene Ontology annotation, cellular component: cytosol. Gene Ontology annotation, molecular function: metal ion binding. Gene Ontology annotation, biological process: protein histidyl modification to diphthamide. Lineage: Eukaryota; Viridiplantae; Streptophyta; Magnoliopsida; Malvales; Malvaceae.
AAUUUUAAAUAUGAUAUGAAAAUCAAAAGGUUGUUUUUGGGCCGUCACGUGCCAAAAGCACCAUCGGCCCAACUCCAUGCAUGGAAAUUAGAAAGUACCGUUGACAAUUUGUAAUUUUUAAUUGUAAAAAGAAGUGGGAAACAGCUUCUGACAAGAUUCAAAGCAAGAACAACCAAAUUCACCUUCUGAUUUCCUGUUUUUCAGUUCCAUUACUCCCAACAUUUUCUCAAACAAAACCAAACCCAAACGCAAAUCCAAACUCAAAAGCUGUCUUCUUUGUUCUUUUACUUGACUAGGCUAAAAAUGCCCAACCUCAAAACCCAGCAGCUCCUUGUCCCCUUCCUCAUCUUCUUAGCAACAGCAACUUUCCCCAGCGACAUCAAAGCAUCAACCGACACCAACGGAGUCUACCUACCAUGUUCAGACACCAAGGUUAAAAUCUCGGAUGGGUUCACUUUUGGCAUAGCAUUUGCUUCCAGAGAUUCUUUCUUCUUCAACCUGUCUCACCAACUAUCCCCCUGUGACCGCCGCCUUUCUCUUUCUUCUUUGAACUCUCAACUCGCUGUCUUUAGGCCUAAACUCGAUGAGAUCUCCCUCCUUACUAUCAAUACUUCCAGUUUCUUCCCGGAUACUUAUGGUGGGUAUAUGGUGGCAUUUGCUGGUCGAAAAUAUGCUGCAAGGUCUGUCCCUGCAUUUGUUGCAAACAGCACAUACACUGUAAAUAGUUUUACUCUGGUGCUUGAGUUUCAGAAGGGUAGGCUACAGAACUUAUACUGGAAGAGAGAUGGAUGUGCUUCAUGCGCAGGCAAAUCCAAUUUUGUUUGUCUCAACAAACAAGAUUGUGCUAUCAAAAUAUCAGACUGCAAAAACCGAGGGGGUUCUGUAGAUUGUAGCAUUGGGAUACAGCUUGCUUUUUCUGGCACAGACAAGCAUCUUGCUGUUCUCAACUCAUGGUAUGAAGUAGAAAAUCUCAGGCAAUAUUCGCUCUACAGUUUGUAUUCAAAUCUUCGGGAUUCGCUUACCAGCCAAUACAACAAGUUCUUUUAACUACUCGUGACAUGAAGAAUUGCACAUGAUGACGUAUUAUCUCCAUUUGUAAUGAUGUUUUAUGUUUGUCGCGUUCAAAUCUUAUUUUAAUCUCCCUCUUUGAAGAUUUCCCUAUCGGAAUUUCUGUCUUUUGGCUGAUUUUUUCUGAACUCAAGGUUCUCUGUUCUUGCUCGUUUUAAAUGCAUAGUUCUUCUUACUCUAUUUACUCUAUAUUUAGUCAUUUGUGCUUAAAUGAAUAAGCUGAAUGAUGAACCCAGUCUUUAAAACUGAGGAAAACACUUUGCUUUAACUUUGCAAUGAUUGUUUGAUGGAAAGCAGAGUAGUUGACUAACCAAGUUAUUCCUGAAGCUUUGAGAACCAAAAGGCUAAAACUUUGGUUGGCGCAAACGACGAAUCAAGGUUCAUGGUAGUCUCAAUUUGUGUUCAUUUUACACAAGAUGCAGCAGAAUUUAAACUCAAUAGUGGUCGUUCUUUGCUUCUUUCAAGUUCUAACUACAAUGGUCUAGCUUAACAAAACUAGACAGAUAUCAAAUUCUUUCCCUGGAGAAAGAAUCUUAUUUUGAAUGAUACAGUCACACAGAUACACAUGCUUCUCGCACACAAUCUUAUUUUUAAUUAUCUU